Penaeus chinensis is the source of this 444-nucleotide messenger RNA. Its product is annotated as cuticle protein 19.8-like. The coding region runs from base 1 to 444 and encodes 147 amino acids. Gene Ontology annotation, cellular component: extracellular matrix. Lineage: Eukaryota; Metazoa; Arthropoda; Malacostraca; Decapoda; Penaeidae. The transcript is spliced from 4 exons. The record is from RefSeq and is a predicted model, not a curated record.
AUGAAAAUCAAGUCUGUACGUCCCAGAAUCAUCUUCAAGUGUCCAUUCACUGCCGUCGUUCUGGCUCUUGCGGCUGUCGCCGCUUCUGGUCCCUCACAGCCCGCCUACAGCUACACCCCUGAACCGAAAUACGAGUGUAGUGUACCCUUUGUAUCAGUGUACGCCAUAAAGAGUGAAGUCAACAAGGACUCUACCAAGUACGACUUUAACUAUGCUGUUAAGGACGAAUAUUCCGGCAACAACUUCGGUCACCAGGAGAACCGCGACGGUUACAACACACAAGGAUCCUACUACGCCCUCCUUCCCGACGGUCGUCUGCAGAAGGUCAUCUACACUGUCAACGGCGACUCCGGUUACGUAGUUGAAGUCAGCUACGAGGGUGAGGCCCAGUACCCUGUGUACAAGCCUGCUCCUGCAUACAAACCAACCCCUGCUUACGCCUAA